CAUCACGCUGGACAAUAGUCCGUAUAGUCGGCGCCGGCGUGGGCGUCGUUUGCAAGGGCGAGGCCGUCAUCCACGGUCGUGUUUGUAUAUUAUAUGAUAUCAUCGUAUUGUACCGCAUCGAACGUAGACCGCCAAAAUCGUUUUCCAUAACCGUUUUUUAUUUUUGUAUUUUCAAAAUUCUUACGACGCGGCUUCCGAUUCAGUAUCUACUUUUGUCGUGGAAUCCGUUUUUUUAGCCGGUUGCAUACACCCCUAUCACUACACACUAAUAACAAUUCUUAUACGCCCUGUUUAGUAGUAAUGUCCCGCCGUGACGUGCCGAAUAACAACAACUCUGCAGCGUGACAACGUAUCGCGGUUUUUCGGGGUGAUAUUGUUGUACACUGCACAUUCGUACGCGUAUGUUGAGUUACCGCAAGUUUAUACGUAUUUUUUCGCAUCUUAAAUUGUAAAAAAUACCCCAAUAAAAUAUUCUAAAUUAUAAUUAUUAUAUCGAGUGCCUGUAUUGUACGACAAACGCGUAUUAGGUGCCAAUAUUAUUAUUAUCAUAAUAUUAUAUCUCUCGCAACCGGACCGCAGUUCUGCGAUCGAUGGACAUCAAGGGUAAGGUCGCCAUGGUUACAGGCGGGGCCGCCGGUAUUGGUCGCGCGUAUUGCGAAGAACUGUUGAAAAACGGAGCCAAAGUUUCUAUAUGUGAUAUUAAUGAAGAUGUCGGCGUCAAAUUGGCCGACCUGUUGGGCGCCAAGUUUGGAAACGUCAAAGUGAUAUUUUGUCCCUGCGACGUCACCGAUUAUCCACAGUUUCAAGAUGCGUUUCGAAAAACUAUAGCAGCUUUUGGUGGACUUGACAUAGUAGUUAACAACGCGGGUGUAUUCAACGAUCGAUUCUGGGAAUUCGAAGUGGAUGUUAACUUGAACGGUGUCAUCAGAGGAACAUUGCUGGCGAUGCAACUCAUGGGCAAGGACAAAGGAGGUCGUGGUGGUACUGUAGUCGUAACUUCGUCUACAAUGGGUUAUAAACCAUGUCCCAGUAUGCCAAUCUACACAGCGACCAAACAUGCUCUAAUUGGUUUCAUUAGAUCAUUUGGGGAUCCUUAUCACACGAAUUUAACAGGGAUUCGAGUAAUCGCUUUAUGUCCAGGAAUGACACUUACUGAUGCUAUACCCGAGGAUGUUAAACUGGCGUUAUUGUCGCCCAAUUUUAUACACCUCUGGGAUAAGGAUGUCGCAUCACAAGCACCCCAAGCUGCCCAAAGUGUGGGACGUGCGCUAAUUCACGUACUACAGAAAGCUCAAAGUGGUUCAGUUUGGGUUGCUGAGAACAACAAAUCAGCCAAAGAAGUUAAGUUCCCUAACUUUUAAUUUUUAACGCCAUCUGCCAAUUACUUUUUUUAAAUAAUUGUUUUGUUUUUUAAUGUUUAAACUACUCUCCACUUGUGGUGAUGGACAAAAUUUUAUUGAUUAUUUAUAAUUUAUAUAAUUAUAUGUUUUUGUAUAAUUGAAUUCAAAGUCCAUAAUUUACCGUUAUUAAUUAUUAUUGUUUUAUUCGCGAAAAUCGUCAUAAUGCUUUAAUAGGUUAAUCAUAUAAGCAGGUAUAUUAUUUCAUUUUAUAAUCAAUAUUUAGCGCAUCGGUUCUUCAAUUUAUUCGGAUAGUAAAAUUAAAAAUAUAUCCAUAUAAACGUAAUUUCGACGGAAAUAUAAAUUAAUCAACGUACAUAAUAUACAUCAAAUAUCACCAUAUCGAAGUAUAAAUGAAAACUAUAUACUCGUACCUAAUGCUCAUAUAUAUUAAUCGUAUUAAACAUAUGAUAUAUAUAUAUGUGUGUGUGUGUGUAUAUAGAUAUGCAGUCAGAAAGCCGGUAAAAUAUCGUUAAACAAUUAUCUAUGUUUUUAAUAUCUGACGAAUUAUAUUCACGCACACUCACACACACAUAUAUAUAUAUACAUAUAUAUUAAAUAUAUUAAAUAUUUUUAUGAAUAGGGUUUUUUAAUAAUUGUUUACGCAUUACACCAAAAAUAAUAAUAAUUAAUUAUCCAAAUUUUGUAUAUUUUUAAAUUAAUCAUCGGCUGUGAAACUAUUUUGUUUUGUGAUAUGAUAUGCUAUUUACUUAAUUGCUUAUUAUAUAAUUAAAUUAUAGUAAUUAUACCUACCUAUUUCAAACCCCCAUAAUACCUAGGGAUAUUGUUUUAUAUAAUAAAUCAAAAUCAACGAAACUCACCUGGGACCAUGUUAUAUUUAAAAUAAUAAAAAUUAUAACAAUAUAAUAUUACUUUUUACGGCCCUUGGUAUUUUGUUUUUAUACCUACUAUUAUAAUAUUCAUUUUAUAUAAUACAACAUGAUAAUAGUAUAUACAUAGGUAAUAUUCAAAAUUUCAAAAUCUAAUAUAUGUUCGUUAUAACUAAUACUCAAUAUUCAUCUGAAUUUUAAUUCCAAAUCAAAAUAUCUUUAUUUAUUUAACAAAGUAAAUACUUCACAUCGGUGAUAUCACCUACACCAAUUUACCAAAUUAAAUUUAUCACGCAACUUCUUUUUGUAAUAAUAUUAUAUAACUAUAAAAGAUCCUAUUGUUUCUCAAAAUAAAAAAUAUAUAACUAAUACAUGAUAUAUGUGUCAUGUUAAAAUAGUAGUAAUAAAAGAAGAAACAUCCGCGAAGAAAAUAUACGACAAGACACAGAUAAUCCGUUCGUUUAUGGGUCGAUUUGACUCUAAUAUUGAAAAUUCAAUUAACUGUCGUGUACAUCGAUUAUACCGAAUGUAAAUUUAAUAGAUUUUGCUACUUAUAUUAUUUUUGAGACAAGUAUAACACAUAUGUCAUUACGUCCUUUUUAAAUUCAAUAAUUUUGUUUGAAACGAUUUAAAAUUAUUCAACGUGUAGAUAGCAUAUCAGACCACAGCCAAUACAUAAUUAUUAUAUAAUAUGUAUCUAUUAUUUAGAUAUACAUUUUUUAUGAUUCUAAAUAUUAAUUACAAUACUAUUUAGUAUUUAUUGAUUUGAUUUUUUUUUAUAUACUUAUAAUUCGUACCUACAUACCUUAUUAUAGUAUGAUUCUAUGAUAACAAUAUUUUUGCAUUUACCUAUAUAAUUAAAAAACAUUAUUUAGUGUAUACAUGAUUGGGUGAUAACACGUUCCGUUUAAAACGGAAUUUUCCUUUUUUUGAGCGUCAUAUUUUCUUGUAUUGACAAACUUCGUACGGAACGCUUUUUCCGUUGUAAUCGCGUUAUCUCCAUAAUAUUAUAUAUUUAUAUAUUUAUAGAUAUUAUAUGCGUAAAAGAAAAACCUGUACACAAAAAAAAAAAAUACAAAACAAUAUUGGUAUUUACUA
This is a messenger RNA of Rhopalosiphum padi (bird cherry-oat aphid), 3325 nucleotides long. Its product is annotated as 15-hydroxyprostaglandin dehydrogenase [NAD(+)]-like. The record is from RefSeq and is a predicted model, not a curated record. Gene Ontology annotation, cellular component: cytoplasm. Lineage: Eukaryota; Metazoa; Arthropoda; Insecta; Hemiptera; Aphididae. Gene Ontology annotation, molecular function: oxidoreductase activity, acting on the CH-OH group of donors, NAD or NADP as acceptor. The transcript is spliced from 6 exons. Bases 591 to 1361 code for a protein of 256 amino acids.